AUGAUUCUUACCACACCAGGCUUUGACACUGUAGCUAGGUUCAAUGAAUUGCCAGGUCUUUGGGAGUCUAAUGAAGCAAAAAACAAACGAGUUACUGAAGAAACUUUUAAAACUUUAGGAGAACUGUUUGUGAACUACCAUGUUGAAAACGUUUUUGGUCUUACCCUUUUGCAUAUCCAUUUUUUGCUUGAAAAGGGGGAAAUUCUACUUGAAACCGGUUCAUUGUCUGAUAAUCAACAAAAGGUCAUUAGCCAACCGGUCAAAGUUGAUGACUUGGUUUCUUCUGUUCAAGGAUCUAAUUGGAGAAUUACUCCGGAUAACUUAUAUGUACCCUACGAGUUCAGACUUGAAAAUGAAAAUAAGAAAGUAGACUUUUCCUCUUCCGAAAUCCAGUCGUUUCUCAACGUAUUUUCAAGAAAGUUAAAUGAACUUAAUUUAACCGAUAUUUUUGGUAUAUGCACUAUUGAAAAGGAUAAUUCACUUCCUGGCAUUGAAAAUACUGAGGGAAGAAAGAAUAUUACAGUUCCGCUUACUGAUUCUGUUAAACCUGGUGACCAAAUUGAAGCAGUUUGGAAUUUUGUGCCUGGUCUUGAUAAUGAAGGGAAAAAAUUGGUUACCCGAGGAUGCUCCAGAUCAUGCUAUUCAACCUUACAAGGAGAUCAUAAUGCAUAUCACACUAGAUCGUAA
This is a messenger RNA of Acaulospora morrowiae, 687 nucleotides long. Lineage: Eukaryota; Fungi; Glomeromycota; Glomeromycetes; Diversisporales; Acaulosporaceae. The record is from the annotation of a GenBank genome assembly.